AUGGAGACGACGGAAGGGCAGCCCAGAAUGCUGAGCGAGGAUCAACAGCAGCCCCAAAUGCCAAAAGUACAUUUUGUUGAUGGAAGAGAAUAUGGAUUGCCAGAGGGAUGGAUAGUGGAACAAAGGCCACGGACCUCUGCUAAGUACUUUGGGAAAUUAGACCAGUUUUACCAUGAAGUGAAGACAAGAAAGCGUUUCCGUUCACUGAAAGAAGCUAAGAAGUAUGUCAAAAUGGAAGCAAAUGAAACUGAGGAAACUCUGGAGGCCUCACAACCUGGUGGACAUUCUAAGGAUUCACAAAGUUCCAAGUCCUGUUCAAGCAACAUUUCCCAGAAGAAGAAUAAGAUCACUCAAACCUUCGACUUUGCAAACCCACCUGAAGCAAUAACAUGGGUUCUUAGUGAUGCUGAGAACAAUGACUGGAGCCCAUUCUCCGGGGAAACAAUGGUUCCAGAAAUUGUGAAGAACCAUUGGGCUGAGACAUUCAUUUGCAUCAAUGAGGAAAAUAACAAUCUAUCUUUCGUGUAA
This is a messenger RNA of Quercus lobata, 528 nucleotides long. RefSeq names its product methyl-CpG-binding domain-containing protein 5-like. The record is from RefSeq and is a predicted model, not a curated record. The coding region runs from base 1 to 528 and encodes 175 amino acids. Gene Ontology annotation, molecular function: DNA binding. NCBI's taxonomy places the organism in Eukaryota, Viridiplantae, Streptophyta, Magnoliopsida, Fagales, Fagaceae. The transcript has 3 exons.